CUUGUUUUGGCAAUAAAGAAUCAGAGUAGCUCUACUAGCGGCAUGCACCUUUAUUUUGUUAAGGUGAAGAAAAGCUGUUGCUACAACAUGUCACCGCAUGGAGCCCACACCCUAAAGGUAAUAUUGACUCAUGGUGGUGUGUGUAAAGUGCUGUGAGGGAGCCCAGCACUCAGACAUCGGGCUGCCGUCCUGCAGACGGUGGCUGGAAACAGCGUGUGCAUGUUCUGGAGCAAUGGCAUGACUGGACCUUUGACUGCAGGAUCCACUGAUCUGCUCCUCGUCUGCAGCCAUGGCCGCUCUCAGCCAGAUCAUCUUUUACAGCAUGGUGACCCUCAUCCUCGUUUUCUCGGCCCUCAUCAUCCUCAUCUUAGCCUUGACCUUUACAAAGUCCUCGCCCCGCGUGAUGAGCAGCGACGCGGCGCCGGUCGCCAACCUCGGCCGCGAUGAGCUCCUCAGCUGCUUCCUCAGCACCUCCUCCUCCGCCGCCGCCCUCGCGCAGGUGUCCGUCACCUGGGAGAGGAAGGACCUCAGCGCGCUCGUUUACAAGUUCGACAACGGCGCCCCGGACCUGGCGAAGCAGGCCCCGCAGUACAAGGACAGAACCCAAGUCUUCCCCGGCCAGCUGGUGUCGGGCAACGCGUCCCUGCUGCUGAGGAGCGUGAGGAGCGGAGACGGGGGCGUCUACACCUGCACCAUCAGCUCCUCCGGCGGCGGCGGGACGGUCAACAUCAACCUCAGAGCAGCAGCCUUUUCCGCCCCGACGUUCAACGUCUCCGGCGACGCCCUGCGAGCGCUGGCGGGCGGGUGGCUCCCCGAGCCCGACGUGACGUGGGCGGACGCCGCCGGACGCCCCCUGAGCGCCAACACCAGCGUGGAGCUGAGCGCCGCGGGGACGUUCAGCGUCGCCAGCGCGCUGCCGUCCGUCAACGCCAGCAGCACCUACACCUGCAGCAUCCACAGCCGCCUGGUGGCCGCCGUCUCCGAGGCAACUGUGGCUCAGGACUACAGUGUUUCUGCGAAGACAGAAUUCUACUUCGGCGCAGCUCCAUCCCUGCUGGCACCAGCGUACCUCAACAUUAUAACCAGUGUCCUCUGCAUCUAUUCAUGAAAUGUUCCACACACUUAUUCAACCACACAGUCGGUGAAUCUCCAACGACUAAAUACUGUGUCACUGAGUAAAUACUGUUCGAUACGAAACAUGCUGCUGCGUUUGCCUUGAAGGCUUCAGAAUUAUUUAGAUGGUAAACAAAGCAACUACAGAAUGUAAAACACAACCAAACACACAAAUGUAGUUACACAGUCCAGAGCAAACAUGUUUUGUCACAUUGCUUUUACCCCUCAGAGGCGUCAGACUCUGAGGACCAUGUGUCCUGUGUAAUAAACCUCUCACGUGUGUUUACUUUGAUUUGUGUAAAAUGAUGAGAUAAAGCCCCUCCUUGUGUUUCAGGGUUAUUAAAGCUAAGUAAACUCAAUAAAGAAGUCAAGAAAAACA
Messenger RNA from Betta splendens (Siamese fighting fish), 1492 nucleotides. RefSeq names its product V-set domain containing T cell activation inhibitor 1 (gene vtcn1). Lineage: Eukaryota; Metazoa; Chordata; Actinopteri; Anabantiformes; Osphronemidae. The record is from RefSeq and is a predicted model, not a curated record. Bases 290 to 1108 code for a protein of 272 amino acids. The transcript is spliced from 5 exons.